GGGCGGUCAGCCGCGCCGCCGCCCGCCGUCCUCACCCCCGUCGCCCCAGAGCGGAGCCCCCACCAGGCGACGGCGCGCCGCCCUCCCUCCGGCUGUCUGAGAGGCGCGCGCGCGCGCUCCGUUCAUCACCAGAUUCGUAGGCUUCGUCGAUGGCGUCGCCGGGGCCGUCCUUCCCUCCGCCCGCCGCCUCGAACUCCACCGGCGUGCUGCCCCCGGACCUGCUGUUCGACGUCCUGCUGCGGCUCCCGGCCAAGGAGCUCUGCCGCCUCCGCGCCGUCUGCCGCUCCUGGCGCUCCCUCACCUCCGACCCGCUCUUCGCCGGCGCGCACGCGGCGCGGCAUCCGGGCCCGCUCCUCCUGGCCAAGUUCCGGGACGACGAGGCGCGCGUCCACGUCGUCGAUCUGUCCGGCAGCGUGGUCAAGCGGGUCCCCGGCCCGGAGGGCCAUGAGCAGCUCUGCACGUGCCUGCACCUGGCCUGCGUGGCCUCGAAAGGUAACAGCUGUCACGUGCUCGAUCCGGCAACGGGAGCGGCUUAUGCGCUGCCCGAGCGCCCGGCGCCGGAGCAUGUGAACCAUGAGGAUUUGCGCAACCGGUACACCUUCUUCGUGUCCGGGCAGGUUGCGUCGACAGGGGAGUGCAAGGUGCUCCGGGUGUUCAAUCGCACCGAAUUCGACGACUUCGAUCAGCAGCAGCUUUUUGAGGUCUUCACCAUCAACAGCGGUGUCAACGAUGCACAGUGGAGGGCGAGGCAGAGCCAUUAUCUCUUUGUCGAGGCGAACAGUGCUGCUGUUGUUGGUGGUGUGGUGUACUUCUUGAUGAGCUGUGCCUACGAUCUUAUGCUGUUUUUCGGUGUGGACACUGGCAUUCAUCCGGACUGUAUUGCUUCAUUCGACCUUGGGACAGAGGAAUGGAGGAGAGAUAUCCAGGGGCCAAUAAGCAGCGGCCUUUCAAUGGAUGACGCUGAUGCUACAGAGGAGUACCGUUCAAUUUGGCAUAAACUUACUUUAUCUGAGCUCAAAGGCUCUCUAGUUCUAGCGUACCACCGUCGCCACCAGUCCUUGGAUCUCUGGCUUCUGACAGACUUUGAGAGAGAUCUCUGGGUGAAAGAGUAUAGCAUACAGACUGAAUCAGCUAUCCCUGCUGAUGAGUACUUAAUAAAGCCGUUGCUUUUAUCAGAUGAUGGGAGGUUGGUCAUCUUUCUAGAAUCAACAGGGCUGCUUCUUAUUUAUGAUCCAAGAACCAACAGUUUUUCGGAGGUUGAGAUGAGACGUCUUGAUGCAGUUGGUAUGUACACAGGAAAUCUGUUGAGCUUACAAGUUGGUGACAUUGUGUAGUAUUGUAUUUUCUCACUAGUUGCUACCCAGUUUAGCUUGUGAACAAUACACUUAAUUAUCACCCCUGCUUCACUUUCUAAAGUGAGCUUUGUAUGAAGUUGUUAACAUUGUCCUGGAAUCUUGUCUCGUAUUGCAUUCAGUCAUUCAAUGUUGUUGUAUUCAUGGAGGUGCUUAAUGUUUCCAUUUGCACAUUGUC
Molecule: messenger RNA, 1530 nt
Organism: Panicum virgatum (switchgrass)
Lineage: Eukaryota; Viridiplantae; Streptophyta; Magnoliopsida; Poales; Poaceae
Product: F-box/kelch-repeat protein At3g23880-like
Exons: 2
Coding region: 150-1334 (394 amino acids)
Molecular function (GO): protein binding
Source: RefSeq, a predicted model, not a curated record